AUGAACCUGGCCACUCCCGCGGCCCUGCGAAGCAGCGAGGAGGUGGUAUACCGUAGCAGUGGCGGUGGCUUCGUGUUGAAAACGGCCUCUGGCGGUUUGUCUACAUCGCCGUGUAAGGAUGACUGGUGUAAUUUUUCCGAUAUGUUGAGGACAUUGGCGCACGAUAAAGUACUACUUGGUAGCAUUUUACACGGUGUCCCGAUGGAAGAGCAGGACAAUUUAGCUGAACUUCUGGAGCAGGUUCUUUGGGUUGCAACUGAGGUUGCCCCUGUAGAAGCCUCGCAAACGUUAUCGACGCUUCUUCUGUUCGAGUUUGAUCGUGCCUCGCGGAAACGGAACGAUGUUCAUACUUUUAUGCGGGGAAACGGUGUGGUGCCUAAGGUGUUUGACGCUCUUCUGGCCAGAGUGGUAAGUAGUGAGGGUGGAAUUGGGGAGCAGCUGCUGCAAUGUUGUAACGCUUUGUGUGCGGACGGCGUUGUACCCACUUUGGCGAAGGGUGACGUUAGUCUUGCGGAACCCGACGCUGAUAGAGUGAGGUGUGGUGACGUCGUGUCUCCUCGUUUUCUUAUUGAAGGGCUUGAUUAUUUUAACGGAUUGACGACCUUAUUGUCAGACGCUGACGGGGGCACUGCCAAUCAUCAGGAUAAUUACGUGUUGACCAUUGUAGGAAUGUUACGCCGCAUUUUGAAUGUAGUCUACGCCUCUGUGAGCCAAUGGCCGUGGAGCUUGCGACAAGCGUUGCGUUGCUUAUUGCAAGCUGUUGACGCGGCUUCCCAAGAUCAUGCGCUGCUUGGACACCGAGACUGUGACUUGGAAGCAUUGUCCACUUUGCAGCAAAAUAUUAUGGCAACGAUUGUGGUUCUUCGAGCGGUAGUGCCAUCCCUACUAAAUACUGUUUCCCGUGUACUCCCAGAAGCGAGUUGUUUUGACCCACAUUCCAUUCUAGUGCAAAAACGUAUCACCAUGUUGGCGAAGUUAGCACAAAAGGCGGCUCAUGGUUUAUUGUUUAGCGUUUCACAUGAAACGGGGAUGGAUGCCUUUAACAACGAACUUCCGGCACUAACGCAGCGGUGGGAGGAGGUAUUUCUGUAUUUGUGCCACAAGACAAGUCCACCAACUCCACGUCAAGAUGGUGAUUCGAUGACUUUUGAGGCAGAGGCUGAACUGCAGUUUUGUGAAUUUUUGGAUCGUCAUGUAGUCCACUUAUUGCAUUGGGUAGUGCAGCACAAACCGAUAGUGGAACCUACUUAUUUGAGUCGCCUGAUGUUCCUUACUCGUUACGCCCAACGAAGGUUGGGGCGUGUGGGUCACUUUGCCCCAAUUCCACUCGUGUCCAGCGUGACACUUCCUGUCGCAGAUGAUGGUUCUGUGUUUUCUAGGAUGCGACGACCUGGGUUUGGUUUUCUGUCACUUGCUUGUUAUUACCGAAAGCUUCUCGAUGAACACCCUGAGAGCCACAACGCGGUGAGUUCAUCGUCUGAGGUGAUAUUUGAUGAGCUUAUUGCGUACGCCCUUCGCCAGAUUGUUGAUCCGGAGGUUACAGGAGUACAUGCCUCUUUUUGUGGUAUUUCUGGCCUUGCAUGCGAUGGAACUGUUGGUAUUUUCAUUUACUGGGACCUACUACGUCUGUACCUCGACGAGUAUCACGCAAGGAAAGGAACCGAGUUGCAGCGACGGUGUCCUCAGUUUUGUGCUCACAGGAAAGACUCUGUGCUUGAAGUUGGUGACUCUAUUGCGUACUUUUUUUUUUAA
Trypanosoma rangeli is the source of this 1752-nucleotide messenger RNA. RefSeq lists its product as uncharacterized. The record is from RefSeq and is a predicted model, not a curated record. The coding region runs from base 1 to 1752 and encodes 583 amino acids. Gene Ontology annotation, biological process: regulation of GTPase activity. Lineage: Eukaryota; Euglenozoa; Kinetoplastea; Trypanosomatida; Trypanosomatidae. The transcript has a single exon.